This is a messenger RNA of Condylura cristata (star-nosed mole), 920 nucleotides long. RefSeq names its product TIMP metallopeptidase inhibitor 1 (gene TIMP1). The record is from RefSeq and is a predicted model, not a curated record. Gene Ontology annotation, biological process: negative regulation of endopeptidase activity; negative regulation of membrane protein ectodomain proteolysis. Bases 200 to 823 code for a protein of 207 amino acids. NCBI's taxonomy places the organism in Eukaryota, Metazoa, Chordata, Mammalia, Eulipotyphla, Talpidae. The transcript has 6 exons. Gene Ontology annotation, cellular component: extracellular matrix. Gene Ontology annotation, molecular function: protease binding; metalloendopeptidase inhibitor activity.
CCUGUGGUUUCCGCACCGCCACCCCCACCCCUUGAGUGGACAUUUAUCCUCCGCUGCUCAGGCCCUGCCGCCAUCGAGGAGGACCCGACGCGUGGAGAGGCCACAGCAGAGGUGUGUGUGGGGGCCAGGAAGAGAGACCUGCUGCCCAGGUCCUACAUCAGCUGCACUGACCCCUCCUCUCCACCUCUGCAGAACCACCAUGGCCCCCACUGCACUCCUGGCCUCCGGCAUUCUGAUGUUGCUGUGGCUGACAGCCCCCAGCAAGGCCUGCACCUGUGCCCCACCCCACCCUCAGACAGCCUUCUGCAACUCUGACGUCGUCAUCAGGGCCAAGUUCGUGGGGAUCUCAGAAGUCAACCAGACCACCUUAAACAAGCGUUAUGAGAUCAAGAUGACCAAGAUGUUCAAAGGAUUUAAUGCCUCCAGGAAUACCCCUGACAUCCGGUUCAUCUACACUCCUGCCAUGGAGAGUGUCUGUGGCUACUUACACCGGUCCCAGAACCGCAGCGAGGAGUUUCUCAUCGCUGGACAAAUGUGGGAGGGGCAACUGCGAAUCACCACCUGCAGCUUCGUGGCUCCCUGGAACAAGCUGACCUCUGCUCAGCGCAAGGGCUUCACCAAGAUCUACAAGGAGGGCUGUGAGGAAUGCACAGUGUUUCCCUGUAGGUCCAUCCCCUGCCAACUGCAAAGCAACACUCACUGCUUGUGGACAGACCAGUUCCUCGGACGCUCGGAGAAGGGUUCCCAGAGCCGCCACCUCGCUUGCCUGUCCCGGGAGCCAGGCCUAUGCACCUGGCAAUCCCUGAGAUUCAAGGACGCCUGAACCCUGCCCCCAGGGGAGCCACAGCCUGCCCAGCGUUCAAACCCAUUUUAUUCUACUUCCACUCUCUUCCUCCUAGACAGUGAAAUAAAGAAUUGCC